Molecule: messenger RNA, 2964 nt
Organism: Scatophagus argus
Lineage: Eukaryota; Metazoa; Chordata; Actinopteri; Scatophagidae
Gene: ddx24
Product: DEAD (Asp-Glu-Ala-Asp) box helicase 24
Exons: 9
Coding region: 162-2861 (899 amino acids)
Cellular component (GO): nucleolus
Molecular function (GO): nucleic acid binding; RNA helicase activity; ATP binding
Source: RefSeq, a predicted model, not a curated record
CCCCGACCAGUAAGAAAUCAGUGACUGUCCCUUCUGUUGGACAAAUAAAGUUUUUCAAAGCACGUGAUCAACACUGUCAUGGCUGCGCCCUCGUGUCAUGCGUGGCUGUUAUCAUUUGUAGCGAUAUUUUGACGUUUCGAAAAAGCAGUCAGUCAAGGAAAAUGAAGACAAAGAACAUGAAGCCGAAGAGCAAGCGUAUGCCUCCCGGGCUGAAAAAACAAGCCAAACGCAGCAUCCAUGUGAAAGGAAAAUGGAAAGCUAUAGAGCUCGAUCCCAGUCUCUUCUCUGAGGAGGGCAUGGAGGGCCUGGUGUGUUUUGAAGAGCUUACAAAUUACCGCCUGGUAGACUCUGAGAAGGCUGCGGCCAAAGCAGCAAAAGAACUGAAAAAGGAGAAGAAGAAGAAAGCGAAGAAAAGAAAAGCCAGCGAGGGAGAGGAAGCUGGAGAGAAGGUAGAAGUGGAGAGUAAAGAGGGAGAGAAAACAGCAGAACCAGUUAAGAAGAAAGCCAAGAAAAAGAAGAAAAAUAAGAAAGCGGAUGCUAAGGAAUCAGUCCAGCCAGAUGACUUUUCUGCAGAGGGGACACCGGCGGAUGGAGCUGCAAGUGAAGAGGGAGGAGGAGAUGAAACAGCUAAGAAAGACACAGUGAAAGACACAGCCAUUAGCUCAGCUCCUGAUGCCCAAUCAAAACCUGCAAAGAAGAGAAACAAAAAGAAGAAGAAACAGAAGAAUCAGAUAGAAAAAGAUGCAGUUCCAGAAGAACAGACAAACCAGGAGUCUUCAUCAGACCUUCAGACUCUGGAAAAAGAAAAAUCUACUCAAAAUAAAUUGAUAAACCCCCCCAAAAAACAGCAAAAGAACUGGACAAAUGCAGCACUUUCUGGCUCUUAUGACAAAAAUGCUGAUGUGAGUGCCUGGAGGGACCUGUUUGUUCCCUCUCCUGUGCUUAAAGCCCUGAGUAGUCUUGGAUUUGGUUCACCAACCCCUAUUCAAGCCCUGGCUUUGCCUCCAGCCAUCAGGGAUCGUAUGGAUAUACUGGGGGCAGCUGAGACAGGUAGUGGGAAGACAUUGGCUUUUGGCAUUCCCAUGAUUCACACAAUCCUGGAGUGGAAAAGUGGUUCAGCAAAGCCUGUUGAUGACAGCACCAAAACAAUCACACAGGUGGAGAGUUUGUAUUUACCAGCUGUGGUUGAGUCCACAAAGUUAGAAGAAUCCACAAUACACCAGGACGACAUGGACGACAAGGAGACUCAGGAUGGGGAAGGUGAAGGCAUCGCAGAGCAGGAUCUAGGUGACACAGACGAACAUGACGAUGACGAUGAUGAAGAAGAAGAAGAUGAUGAUGAUGAGAGGCUUGGAUGUGUUAAAGUAAUUGAAAAUGCAGAGUUUGACUUUGAUGCGGCCGCUGAAGCAGAGGAUAAAACUCCUGGUAGUUGGGGUCAGCCUCUGCUUGGACUGGUGCUCACUCCCACCAGAGAGCUGGCUGUUCAGGUCAAACACCAUAUUGAUGCUGUCGCAAGAUUCACAGACAUCAAAACAGCAAUAGUGGUGGGUGGAAUGGCACAGCAGAAACAAAGACGGAUGCUAAAGCGAAGACCUGAGAUCAUUAUUGCCACUCCAGGACGUCUGUGGGACUUGAUCAAGGAGAAACAUCCACAUCUGCUGAACCUAAGACAAGUCAGGUGCCUGGUCAUUGAUGAAGCAGACCGUAUGGUAGAGAGAGGCCACUUUGCAGAGCUGGAGAGUCUGCUAGAGAUGCUGAACACCGUGCACUUCAGUCCGGCGAGGCAAACAUUUGUGUUCUCGGCCACACUGACCAUGGCUCACAGCCUGCCCGCCCGCGUCCUGCAGAAGAAGAAGAAACUGGACCAGAGGAGCAAACUGGAAAUUCUCAUGGAGAAAGUGGGGAUCAAGUCCAAACCCAAAAUCCUUGACCUGACCAGGAAGGAGGCCACUGUGGAGACGCUGACUGAGACACGGAUCCACUGUCAGAAGGAGGAGAAGGACUUCUACCUGUAUUACUUCUUGCUGCAGUAUCCUGGCCGCACCAUGGUGUUUGCCAACAGUAUAGACUGUAUCAAGAGACUGAACUCCCUGCUGGUUAUCCUGGACUGUACUCCACUGCCUCUUCAUGCCAAUAUGCACCAGAAACAACGCCUCAAAAACCUAGAACGAUUCGCCGAGAGGGACAGUUGUAUUCUGCUCACUACUGAUGUUGCAGCAAGAGGACUGGAUAUCCCCAAUGUCCAGCAUGUUAUUCACUACCAGGUUCCAAGGACUUCAGAGACUUAUGUCCAUCGGAGUGGCAGAACAGCAAGAGCCACCAAAGAGGGACUCAGUCUGCUGCUAAUAGGCCCGGAUGACAUGAUGAACUUCAAAAAGAUUUACAAAACUCUUGGGAAGGACGAAGACCUUCCCAUGUUCCCUAUAGAGAGCAAAUGCAUGGAAGCAAUCAAAGAGCGGGUAAACCUGGCCAGACAGAUAGAGAAGAUUGAGUUCCACAACAGCAGGGAGAAGCACCACAACUCCUGGCUGAAACAAGCGGCAGAGGCCUUGGAGGUGGACCUGGAUGAUAAUCUUUUACUUGGUGGAGCAAAGGAUGAGGAAGAUGACAGAGAGCAGCAUAAGAGGGUGAAGGGGAUGAAAAAGCAUUUGAAGCGUUUGAUUUCCCAGCCUGUAUUCAAGAAUGCAAUUAAGACCAAGUACCCCACUCAAAUGGGAAAUCUCUCCCUGCAUCAUUUGCCUGUAGCAGGGAUGGAAAGUGCCCUGACCAGGGUUUCAAGACAGGAGAAGAAACAGAAGCUAAAGAAAGCUGCUCCACCAUUGCAGAAAAAGCAGAAGCAGAAGAGAGAACAGCAGCAGUGACAUGUUAAUGGGAAUGUGUGUUUAAGAAGGACUUAAGUAUUAUUUUUUUACACAUAUUCUAAGCAGUUCAUUCAAAUACUUCAAAUAAAAUCUGUUUUCAUAA